AUGAAAAUAGAGACCAAGAUCAUGGUUCAGCUGUCACCAUCUCGGACUAUAGAGACGUUGACUCCGUCAGAGUUGACAGUGGAGAAGGAGGAUGGCCAGGGUAGUCCUAAAUCAGACUCCCCUCGAGUGCUUACUGCCUUCCAGUUCACCCUUAGCCCCACCACGACCACCUACUAUGGCUACGAGCAGUACAUUGAGGAAGGACUCAUCUGCCUCAAGCACAAGAUCCGUAACAUUGAGAAAAAGAAGCUGAAACUGGAAAGCUACAGUGAGAAGCUAAAGAAGGGAGACAAACUUAAUCAAGACCAACUGGAAGCUGUGGGGAAGUACGAGGAGGUGGUCCACAAUCUUCAUUUUGCCAAAGAGCUCCAGAAGACAAUUGGCGCUCUAACACAAGAUUUGUUGAAGACUCAGCGCAAAGUUGCUCGACAAGAGAAGGUGAUGAGGAUUGAAGAAGAGAGGAAACGUCUGAGCUUGACGCUCCAGGUGCAAUACGUCCUCCACAGUCUGCAGAGAGAGGAUGUUCGGAGGAACUUCUGCAACAUGAGACAACAUUCCCGUUACCUGUCCACACAGGACAUGGAGAGCUUGCUGGAUCUGGCGUCAUUAUUGGGAUGCAAAAGAGACCAUAGCAUGAGUUUAGAGGAUCAGAUGGAACAGGCUGCUAUUGUUUACUGGGAGCUUCUGGAAGGGAAAGAAGGACCAGUUGCUGGCUCAACAUAUAAGCACAUGAAGGCGAAGCUACUUCAGCUAGUGGACUGUGGCUUUUUUGAUCACAUACCACUUUCUAAAGUUGACAGUCAAGAGAAGGCCGAGACCCUAAAGGCAGACCCUCCAAGGCCUUGUGGACUCUCAACGCUGGUGAAGCUGAGCUCAAAAGAAGUGCCUUCCAAAGAGUUUCUUAACAGACAAUACCUACCUGUGACAGACGUCACUGAGCGCAGACCGGAUGAGAAGCCAUCGCCCCGUAGUUGGAAGGAGGAGCUUUUGGCGUUGAAGGAAAGGGAGCCUCCAGACUCAUGGGAAAUGGAGUUUUUGGAUCCUCCUGCAUCCUCUCAGUCCCCCAUACAGAAGCCAUGGAAAGGAGCAGCAGGAUUGAUUCCUAAGACUGCAGACAUCGUAAAGAGACCCACCGUUGACCCCAAGGAGAGACGUCAAAGGAAGACCAAGGGGGAGCAGGACUCUAAACCAAUGCAUGUGGCAGUGGAAGUCUUCAGCUCUCCAUCUCCAUUACCGAAAGACCCUGCUCAGCGCAAACAGCAGCUGGAGUCUCUGAUGGACCAGAUCUCAGGAUCCUUCAGUUUCAUGCAGGAGUCUCUUCUGGAUGGAGAAACUUCCCCCUUAAACAGUCAAACAAAGAGAUGCCAUCCAUCUCCAGGCUCCUCUACUCCUAUUGCACAGAGGGAAUUAACUAAAAGCCCAUCAGAUAUUCUGCCACAAUCCCAGCGGAGCACUCCACUGCAGAUCCUGCUGUCUGGAGAUGGUAAAGGUUGUCUGUCAAAUGAAGACCUAUCUAUAAACGACUCUGACCUUGAUCUACAUCAUGAAGAGAAGCCAAAUAAGCAAGGUGAGCGCUUCACCUCUCCUCCACUGUACCGCAGGGGAUCCUCCAUCUCAGUCCCAUUAGAAAACCAGAGCACUGUACAGGCAGGAAAGCAGACGUUAUGCAAUGGAGUAUCAACCACAGUGUCAGCCACGACAUUUUCCACUCCACCCAGUCACAGAUCUGUCAGUGCAGAAAACACCUUCCAAAACAUUCACUCAGUGUUUAAUGUGGCAUCUUUGCCCAUCAGUGAGAGCUCAGGGAUAAAAUCAGAUGAGAGUGGAUUCUCCGAGUCCAUGCAUCAGAGUUACACAUCGGCCAAAUCCCAGAGUUACUCAACUGCCAGCACCCAGACACCACCUGAACUCAGCCUACCUGAAGAUGAUGUACAGAUUGAAGGCCAGUACCAGCUGGAGUGUCCUGUCAGUGUAGGUGGUCAUGUGUUUUCUGGCUCUCAGCCACAGUCUCGUCCGGGUCAGUCCUGCUACCCCCGUGGUACAGCGAGAGGUGGUUAUGAUGCCUACAGAGUAAAUCUACGUUCUCCUGGAGGGGGCUUUAUAUCCCAGACUCAUACCACACACAGAGACCCUGCAUCUGCCUUUUAUGUGUCCAGAGAGAAUGGGUAUCAGCAGAGCUUCAAACAAGGUGGAGGCACAGCAACUCAAAGGAGCAGUGCCGGUUGGAGUGACUCCUCUCAGGUGAGCAGCCCGGAUCGGGAGCGUGUGUAUCCGCUCGACUCAGGAAUCAGUGACACACACUCCAUCCCACCAAUGGAAGGGCCCAUCACGCCCCAGGGCCCGCACACUCUGAUGCCUGUACACGUGUACCCACUCACCCAACUCCGCGUGGCCUUCUCUGCCGCCCGCACAGCAAACUUUGCCCCUGGCACUCUGGACCAACCAAUUGCUUUUGACCUGCUGCACACCAACCUCGGUGACCUGUUCGACACGACCACCGGACGCUUCACCUGUCCCGCUGCCGGUGCUUACGUCUUCAUCUUCCACAUCCUGAAGCUGGCCAUCAGCGUACCCUUAUACAUCAACCUCAUGCGCAACGAAGAGGUGAUGGUGUCCGCGUACGCCAACGACGGCGCUCCAGACCACGAUACGGCCAGCAAUCACACGAUCCUCCAGCUGUUCCAGGGCGACCAAGUGUGGCUGCGACUGCACCGUGGCGCCAUCUAUGGCAGCAGCUGGAAGUACAGCACAUUCUCUGGUUUCCUGCUGUACCAGGACUGAAAAUCUCUAAAUAGGCACAAAAAGGGAGAAAGGGUCAUUUUGGAUGUUUCUGGAUAGUUACUCUGCACUUUAUUGCGCUUUCGGGUACGCAUGGUGCAAUUGCAUGUUUGAACGUUCAUGUUCAAUAGUACAUAGUCAAUGUUAAAGCUAAUAUAAGUUGUUUGCAGGUGAAAGUUUACAAA
Molecule: messenger RNA, 2963 nt
Organism: Carassius auratus (goldfish)
Lineage: Eukaryota; Metazoa; Chordata; Actinopteri; Cypriniformes; Cyprinidae
Product: caprin-2-like
Exons: 21
Coding region: 1-2781 (926 amino acids)
Biological process (GO): positive regulation of canonical Wnt signaling pathway
Cellular component (GO): cytoplasm
Molecular function (GO): signaling receptor binding
Source: RefSeq, a predicted model, not a curated record